Messenger RNA from Chironomus riparius, 2207 nucleotides. The record is from the annotation of a GenBank genome assembly. NCBI's taxonomy places the organism in Eukaryota, Metazoa, Arthropoda, Insecta, Diptera, Chironomidae.
CGCAUUUUGGGACACCUGAGAUCGUUAGACAUCUAAAAUUAAUACAAGCAGAAUCAACAAGUGUGCAACUAGCUUUGAAAUCUGAUAAAACAUUGAAGUAAAAAUUUUAAUUUAAAAAGAUUAAAGAAGAAUAAAAAAUCGGCGAUUCUGACUGAUUAAAAAAGCUGAAAUUGCAAUUAAAUAUCCUGAAUGUUAAAGCAGUAAGACAACAAAAAUGACGACCAAGACAGUCAGCUUUGAAGAUGUUCUUUACGAAGUUCAGUCAAAGAGGAAUUUCACAAGCAACACAAAAUCCUCAAAAAUUCAACUCCUCCGAGGUGUUUCCGGAGUUUUCAGACAUGGACAGCUUUCAGUUAUUAUGGGACCAUCUGGUGCCGGCAAAUCCAGCCUCCUAAAUGCUCUGUCCGGUUACAGAACCGAAGGUGUCAACGGCACAAUUCUCAUCAACCGAAAGACAUCAUGUUACAUCCAACAAGAAGAUCAUCAUCACACACUUAUCACAGUCUAUGAAAUGAUGAUGAUGGCUUGUCGACUUAAACUCAAACAUUCUUCAAUUGAGAACGGUUUCGAUGAUUAUCGAGCGAGAAUUGAUGAAAUUUUGGCAGGUCUUAAUCUAACACACCGAAAGGAAUCAACGUCAAAGACCCUUAGCGGUGGUGAAAGGAAGCGACUUUCAAUUGCAUUGGAACUUGUGACAAAUCCUCAAAUUAUGUUCCUAGAUGAGCCGACGAGUGGAUUGGAUGAAGUCACAGCAUCAGCAUGCAUCAGAUUAUUGAGAGAUUUAGCUCAUAAAGAUAGAACAAUCAUUUGUACGAUUCAUCAGCCAUCAGCUGCAAUGUUUGAUCUAUUCGAUAAUAUUUAUUUAUUAGCACAAGGGCAAUGUGUCUAUUCCGGGUCACCAAAGGUUCUCAUUCCAUUUUUAUUAAGCAGAAAUUACACAUGUCCGAAGUAUAAUAACCCUGCUGAUUAUAUAAUCGAGCUGUGCGACCUUGAACCAGACUCUGUAAUCCCACAAUUCUCAGAAUGCUUCAGCAACGGCAAACAACAAUGUCUUCCAGUAAAUACAAUCACAAAUGACACAGCAAUCAGUCAAUUCCAAAUGAAACAAUCAAUCAAUAGUCUACAAUUGGAUACAUCGAGACCCAAAGAAAGCACAUUGAUUCAGAAAAUGAAGCUAUUGACGAAGUUCUUUAAGAGUGAAUAUGCACUGUCGAGUCUGCAACAAUUUAGUGUGCUGUUCCAAAUGAUGACAACAAAGAUAUUGAGGAAUAGAAUUGUAUUGUGGAUUCAGUUUUUACAUCAUUUGGGAUGUGGACUCUGCAUUGGACUGAUCUUCUUUAACGUCGCGAAUGACGGAACGAGGAUGUUUGAUCAUUUAAAAUUUUGCAUGGGAUGUGUGUUCUUUUCGGUAUAUACGCAGAUUAUGGUGCCGAUAUUGAGCUAUCCACAAGAACUACGAAUAGUCAAAAAGGAAUGCUUUAAUCGCUGGUACGGACUGACACCUUACUAUCUUGCCUUAACCUUCUCACGAAUGCCACUUCAAAUACUUUUCAAUAUGAUAUUUACAUGCUGUGUUUACUUCUUAUCGGGAUUGCCACUGGAACCGGAGAGAUUCCUAAUGUUUUCUCUAGUUAGUGUUAUUGUGUCUUUUGUGGCUGAAGGACUUGGGUUGGCUAUUGGGGCUACUUUUAAUGUUACGAAUGGCUGUGCAAUUGGUCCAGCACUCAUGGCUCCCUUCCUCGGACUGGCAAUCUAUGGUUUCGACUUUGCAGCAGACGUUCCAAUGCUUAUGUAUGCAGCAAUGAAGUUCUCAUUCAUCCGUGGUGGAGUCGUGUCACUAGUUCUAACAGUUUUCGGAUUCAACAGACCCAAACUAGAUUGUAAAGAGAUUUAUUGUCACUUUGAUGACCCAAAAGUCCUGCUGAGAUAUUUAAGAAUCGAAAAUGUUUCACUUUUUAAAGAAGUAUCAAUUCUUGUUGGUCUCAUGUUCCUGUUUAGGGUGCUGUUUUAUUUGAGUUUAAGAAAAAGAUUUUAUAAAUAAAUUUUCAAGUUUGGACUUUGACGAUUUGUUGAGCUCAAAAGUAUCAAAAACUAAAGAUUUAAGGACUUUUUUCUGUAUAAACUUCAAAAAGUGAUGUAGAAUUUAACUUUAUUUAAUAGAUUUUAAGUGAGUUUGCCUCGAAUAUGAUUUAUUUUAACAUUAUUCA